GUGUUCCUAAUAAUCCUUUAGGAGAGUGUAUGUACACAGCUUGUAUGAAUCAAAACGUGCACAGUGAAUGAACAAUUGUGAAAUUAAAUGAGCAAAUCAUUUCCUCCUUCCAUACUGAGUCCAUAUCGACCCUUAAUAAAAAUAGUUACUCCAAAUAAAAACAAUGGCAGAACCCAUUUAUAGACCCAACAACAUUACCAGAUAAUGCAUUCAGAUUUUGCAUUAUGCAUGCGAUGCCGUUGCAUUCCAGGUUUUGUCUAGCACAGUCACGGUUUGAUUGCAUAAUUUCCCUUCAGGGAUCAAUAAAAAAUGUCUCUCCAUCCAUCCACACAAAUACCACUGUAGAAAUCACCUUGACAUCACCCUUACUUUCCAAACUGCACGCAUCUUUGCAUUCUAAGAUUGAUGUAUACCAGGUGAGGAAGAUUUCAUUACCACUGUAGCCGUGGUGAGGAUGAAGGGGUUAUAGAGACAGCAAUAGUGUUUGUAAACCUGAAGUGCUAUUUUCUCUAGAGAGCACCACGCUGAGGUUGUUAUUGCAUCAAGUUGCAGGCAGGUGCCCAAAGCUGGCCCUUAAAUGAAUGUGCCCAUGGGCAAUCAAUGGACGAUAAGCUUAUAGCAAAAGUCUAAUAGUUUCUGUAAGAGUGCAUCGAAUAGUAAAGGCUUUUAUUAGACUUCUUUAACUGGACGUUUUAUUAUUAUUUGUGUGGUUUCCGUUGCAUGUGGUAGAAUUUAAAGUGGAAAGAACAGGUUGUGUUGGAUGAGGGAGGUACACUCGUGCACCUGUGUGUGGCUGUGACUAAUUACCUUGUAUGUGUGAGAGUCUCCCGUCCCCCUCUCAGGAGGAAAAAUGUCAUUUGGAUGGAGAGAAGAGCGUGUGUUUCGCUGCUUUGUCACUGGGGCCGGCAUGAGGGCACUGCAGGGGCGCUGGACAAUUACCACAACUCAGACGGCAUCACCUCAAUCAGAUGUGGCCCGGAGCUUUGCGCUUUCCCCUUGCUUCUAUUUGUGGGCUGUGGCAAGGAAAGAUUUCUGACAUCUGAGCAGUGAGGAAACAGGAGACGUAACGGUGACGGUGGAGAGACGCGACACAGGCAGGGGCUCCCUUAUUAAUACCAUCAACCAUCUCUUAAUUCAUUUAACAGGACGACAAAAGCAUCUCACAUCAACCGACAUGCAACAUCGUAUGCUAGGUUGAAGAAGAUGUACAAUGGAUGGUCCAGCAGUAAAUACAAGCUAUACACAUCCAGCACCGCAGUCAUGGGCCGGAGAAAACCACAUGACCUCGGGCAUUUCUCCAGCCAGCUGGAAACCUAAUGCAAGCUGUCCGCCUCCCUCAAAUCUAUACCCAUAUUUGAACCCAACACAUCAGAGCACAGAAGUGAGCUCGGCUCCGAUGACUAACACACCUAUAACCUGCUCAGGUGGUCGGCCUCAGUCGCUGUACUGGGACAUCUCACAGCAAAGCUACCAGGGUGUAUUUAACCCUGCUCCUGAUCUUUCAAAUAUGAAGGCUCAGGAAAUGCCACAGGGAAGCUACUCAUUACCAACGAGUCCUACAUCAAAUUCCAAGUCGGACUCUCGAUACGGUCUGGAUCCUCGGCUUCUACCCAGUGUGGUGCAGGUGAUCAAAGAGGACAGGGAACAGUGGGAAGGGAACGUGUUUGUUUCCAAGUCCAAAUCCUCCGUUCCCCCUCUCUCCUCAACACGAUGCACCCUGGAGGACAGAGGUAAUGCCACACCUAGAUUUCUCCGCUGCACGUCCUAUAUCUUCCCUGUAGAUGCGCAAUCAGCUCAGAAGAGCCACCUGCCUCUGGGUGCGACUGUUUGUCCUCUGGCAACAGCUGAGAGAGGAGAGCCUGCUGUGCCUGUUUGUGAAGAAGGGGAUUGCAUUAAGGGAUGCAGACACUGCAGGGCUUUUAUGAGCCCUGCUAUGAUCUGGCAGGACUGUGGGCAAAGAUUCUACUGUCCCUUCUGCGACAAACCUAAUGACGUGCCGUGGCAGUCCUAUCAGCCCACCAGUCAGGGUCGCCGUGUCGACUGGGAAAGAAAACCUGAGCUCAGUCUCGGUUCAUAUGAAAUUCAGGAGAAACAGACGGCCAAUGCUGCUGUGUUGCUGUUGGCGAUAGAUGUUUCUGCCAGCGCGAUGAGGACGGGGCAUCUAAACCACAUAUGUCAGCAGAUUUGUUCCCAAUUACAGAUUUUACAUGAGGCCGGAGGAGCUGACCAGUCAGAUCUUCGAGUUGGUUUGAUGACCUAUGACAGCCGGAUUCACCUGUAUAACCUGAGCCCAGCUCUAUCCCGUCCCCACAUGAUGGUCAUCACUGACUGUGAGGAGAUUGAACUUCCUGUGAUGGACGGUCUUUUGGUGCCACUGAAAGACUGCAGACACAUAGCUGAGAGAGUUUUACAGGAAAUUGCAUGUUUUAACCCCGAACCAGAAGAAAGAUCCAGCUCUCAAGAUCUACCAGUUGGUGCUGCACUCAAGAUUCUUCAGGCUGCAGACUCUCCAGGAAAGUUACUGAUCUUUCAUAUUUCACCUCUUACUGAAAGCACAGAUCCAAAAAGCUCCCCUGGAUUUUUUAAUUCUAGUAAAGUGAAGUCCAUCUUUCAAGCACCAGACUGUUCCAUCUCAUUGGCUAAAGAGUGCGUCAAUCAGGGAUGCAGCGUGCAUACCUUUGUGUUCUCCCAUCAAGAAGUGGGCGGAGCUUGGCCAGGACACAUACCCUUUUUCACAGGGGGACGCCUCAUGUGCUAUAAUAGUCUGCAGUCGGAGAUGGAACGGCAACACUUUCAAGCUGAUCUAAGCAGAUGUGUUAACAUGCAAAUGGCCUUCAAAGCUCAGCUGAAAGUCUUUGUCAGUAAAGAGAUGCGUGUAUCUGGUUGCUAUGGCGCCUUCAUCGCCGGUCCUGACUCCAGCCGUGUUGCCAUGGCAGCGCUUGAUUGGCGCACAGCUAUGGCAUUUGAGUUCACUCAUAACAAAUCUUUAGACGAGACGAGGGGUGUAGCCAUACAGUUUGUUUUGUCAUACAGUACCUCCUCCGGUGAGAACAGAAGGCGGAUACACACCGUUACUCUGCCUUGUUCCCAUCAGCUGCUCGACACCUUCAGAAGCAGCCAGGCUGAGACUCUCCUUACAUUUUACUGCAAAAAAAUGUAUACAUUAGCAUUGGAGAGUCCACUGCAGUCCUUGCGUGAGGAUUUACAAACAGAAGUUACUGAGAUGUUAGCCUCCUUUAGGAAACACAACUGUACUACAUCUGCGUCCCCAGGACAGCUGGUGUUACCACAGUUUCUGAAAGUACUUCCUGUCUACAUUAACAGUCUGCGCAAGAGUGAGGUGCUGCUGCCCGGGCUGCGUAGCUCUGUACAUCAACGUCUUCAACUGCGCAGCCUCAUUGUCUCCAUGGACACACUGAGCAUUGCUUCUCAGAUCUACCCACUUAUUUUGCCUUUGCCUGUCUCUGCCGGUAAUGCCAAUAUGCCAUCAGUGGAAGAAACAGUACGAUGCACGAUCUCUAGUCUAGAUCCAGGGGGUCUCUAUCUGAUCUACUGCCCGCUGGCCAUGCUUAUUUGGGUGGGCAGCCGUGUGCCUCCUCACACCCUCAUGCAGCUUUUCAACACCAACUCCUUUUCCAACCUCACAUCUGGCGAGAUCAAGCUGCCUGUUCUUGAGAACUUCCUCUCCAUCAGCACCAGAGCUCUCAUAUGCUCUCUGCAGUCCUCGGCAGCUGUUACUCUGCAGCUUAAAAUGGUGAAGGAAGGUGACAGCUGUGAUGAUUCUCCGCAGCACCUCCUGGUGGAGGACAAGAGUCCUAACGGUGGAGCCUCAUAUGCUGACUUUCUUUUUCACCUUCAUGUUAAUUCAUUGCGUCUCAUUGUGUAAUGGUCUCUCCUAAUACUCACUAGGAGGCCUGAUUGGCUUUGUGGAGCUCUUUUUAUAGGAUCAGUCUACCUGUCAUCUGCCCUGUAGACAUAUCAACCAACAGCAAGAUCUUGUAUAGAUUCUGCAAGAUUUUUUAAUAAAAUUGUAUUUCUUGAAAACUUUAAAACUUAAAAUAUCAAAACGUAUUAGUUAUAAAUAUAAUAAACAGUUUAAGAUCUCUACUGGGCAACCGAAGAAAAAAACACAAUUAGUAGGCUAUUUAAAUAUACAAGGGCUCAAAAUUCUUGCAAGUACUUCCAUCAAAGACUCUGUGAUCAAUGAUUUUCUGUUUUCAGGGUGUUUGGUUUUAUGAUUGAAUAUUUGUUUCUGAGUCAUAAAUUGUGUACUUUAUAUAUAAUUUGUACUUUGGGCAUUGCUGACAGUGUGUGUGAAUGUUUUAAGCAAUAAUAGUUUAAUUGAAUUUUGUCUCAGUAUUAAAUGUCUAAUUAAAAGAGUGCUGAUAUUUUAAUGGCCUAUUCACAUUUGAAUACAUAUUACAAAUCUGCCAUUUACUUAACAUUUCAUUUGUAUUAUAAAAAUAUUUUAAGUCAAAAUUGUGAGAAAUAAUACAAAUAAAUAAAAUAAUAUUUGCCUGCA
Molecule: messenger RNA, 4522 nt
Organism: Paramisgurnus dabryanus
Lineage: Eukaryota; Metazoa; Chordata; Actinopteri; Cypriniformes; Cobitidae
Product: protein transport protein Sec24C
Biological process (GO): endoplasmic reticulum to Golgi vesicle-mediated transport; COPII-coated vesicle cargo loading; intracellular protein transport
Cellular component (GO): COPII vesicle coat; endoplasmic reticulum exit site
Molecular function (GO): SNARE binding; zinc ion binding
Source: RefSeq, a predicted model, not a curated record